Puccinia graminis f. sp. tritici CRL 75-36-700-3 is the source of this 2276-nucleotide messenger RNA. RefSeq lists its product as uncharacterized. The coding region runs from base 158 to 2071 and encodes 637 amino acids. NCBI's taxonomy places the organism in Eukaryota, Fungi, Basidiomycota, Pucciniomycetes, Pucciniales, Pucciniaceae. Gene Ontology annotation, biological process: protein modification by small protein removal. Gene Ontology annotation, molecular function: peptidase activity. The transcript is spliced from 7 exons. The record is from RefSeq and is a predicted model, not a curated record.
GCUGAUUUUAAGCCUGUGAUCUGAGCCUUGAGGUGAUUGCUGGUGCACAGCAAAUCGGAUGUUUGGAUGACGUAAGGUUGCGAUUGUGGGCCAUCCCGAUUUUCGACCAAGUUCUUCGUCUUUGUACCACUCACAAGACGACUUGGCAAAGAGGAAUAUGGGUUCAGCACAAGAUCAAUCAGAUUCAACUCACUCGGUCAAAUUAUACGCCUACGAUCUCUCCAAUGGACUCGCUCGAUCGAUGUCACUCGGAUGGACGGGGCGUCAGUUUGAGGCCAUUUGGCACACCUCGGUGGUCUACGAUGACCAAGUAGAAAUCUUCUUCGGUCAAGGAAUUACUACCUGCGCGCCUGGCCAGAGUCAUCAUGGAAAGCCUCUGAAAAUUAUUGAUCUGGGGUCCACAAUGAUUGAUCCUCAAACCUUGAUGGAGUAUAUCGAUGGACUUCGUCAAACUUGGACUGCCGAUGUCUAUCAUUUACUCGAAAAGAACUGUAACAAUUUUUCAAACGAAUUAGUUGGAUUUCUCAAUGGUGCAAGUGUCCCGGAUUACAUUCUCAAUCUACCGCAAGAAUUUCUUGCAACCCCAUUAGGUGCAUCGAUGAGGCCGAUGAUCGAGCAAAUGUUCCGAGGCUCCAAUCCGGCCCCCUUAGCCCCUCAGCUUUCAACCACUUCAUCUGCCCCGAAUCCAGCACAUCUACUGGCGGAUAUUGCCUCUUCGGCCUAUAGCGCUCCCACGGAUACGCCCCUCGUCUCAUGCUCGGCCGUCUCUGCUUUUGAUAGAGAGCUCAGUCAACACUAUUGCGUGGUAGUAAACUUCACCAACGAGAGAGGAUGCCCACCCUGUCGGGUGAUAGCCCCCAUCUAUGAAGAAUUAGCUAGAAAGUAUCAUUCCACUCCGGCCGGAUCAAACGUGCACCACGGCCGCCAGCCCAAGGUGAAAGAUAUCAAAUUCAUCAAAGUUGACACCGCGACCAGCAUGGAGCUAAGCCAGCGUUAUCAAAUCCGCGCCACCCCUACAUUUAAGUUCUUCAUUAACAAAAAAGAGGUUGGAGAAAUGAAAGGUGCUAAUCAGACAGAAUUAGAAACCCAAAUUAAUUUGAUGGUUUACACUGCCUAUCCUCCACAUCCACAUCUGAAACUGCGCCUACCAAAGCUAAAAGCUUUGUCGCCGAGCCCGAUCUUAUACCCACAAGUGUUCAAUUUUGAGAAGGCGUUAAACAAGCUCUUGGACUCUUUCCCUUCAGACAGUAAUAGUCCGCGCGAGGUCAUUAAACAGACGUUCGAAUGGGUGGUCAUUCCAUUUCUGAAUAACAAGACAGAUCUCAACAGUCCUGAUCGCUUUCUUCAAUGGGCCCGGGCAACCACUCAAGUCUUGGACAGUCUGGGUUCCUCCGACAGCUUCCCCGCGCUAGACUUCUUGCGGUUAGCCGUCCUGAGGGAGGAAUAUGUUGACCAACUGUUCAUCUGUCCGCCAGACUCCAACCCACUCUACGAGGCAAUUCGAAUUGGAAACUCACAGAGUCUCAAGGGAACUCAGCUUGCGCGACCAUUUUCCUUGACCCUUCUCCGGCUACUAUCCAAUGGGCUAGGAGCUCCAAAGCUAGCAGAACAGAUGAUCGAGAGGGAGACUCAGAACGAGGGGCAGUUUCUCAGGUUUGUCGUCGGAAGGUUGUUGGACGGCGAUGUUGACGUUCAAGUCUUGGCCUCCGGAGUCUUUUAUGGACUGGUCUCUCGCUGGGCCUCUAUCCGAGUGGAUUGGCAAGAUACUCGACCCGUGGAUCGUGCAGGCUCGGAGGAAGAGUGGGAGGUCGAGUCGAUGAGUGCUUUGGUCGAAAGUCUGGACAGGGAAGCCAAAAAAACUGAGCCGAACUCUGAAAUGAUUUAUCGACUGAUAGCGACGAUAGGAAAACUGAUCUACUUGUCCGAAUCGAGUUCAUCGUUACAAACUCUACUUGAGUCAUUGGGAUUCCAAUCGAUCAUCGAUGGCUUGAUGAAUAACCCUGGACUUUUGAAAGCGAAUCCGGCCAUCAAAGAUCUCGGUAAAGAACUCGAAUCAGUUAUGUCUUCUUAGAGAAACUCCAAUCUUCUGGACUUUAAAAAGACAUUCUCAAUCCUGUUCAAGAUCGUGUUGUUUUUUCUGCUCGUGCUACCUGUGCUUGGAGACCUUUGUAUUACCAUAGAGAGUGCUGGCUUUCAUAGAGUAUUGACUACCGCUAAAUCGUUGAAAUUUUCGAUAUACAUAUAUAUAUAUGAAUACCUCAGUAAGGGAUGAUAAC